Molecule: messenger RNA, 3528 nt
Organism: Salmo salar (Atlantic salmon)
Lineage: Eukaryota; Metazoa; Chordata; Actinopteri; Salmoniformes; Salmonidae
Source: RefSeq, a predicted model, not a curated record
CAGGCGCAAAUCACUGUCUGUACGCGUCCGUUCGUUUCCAUGGUUGCCAUUCUUUACAACUGGAGAAUAACAUUGCAGUACAAAAUGGAAGGUAAAAAGGGACCUGAGCACGGAAAGAUCUAUGUCAGGUUAAAGGAUGAACACAGAAAACCCUGUCCACUAAAACCAGAGGUUGGUUUAAGCCUGUGGGACGCCGCUGAAUCGGACACAGAGAGCUUGGUCCAGGAGAGGGACUACCAGUUUGAGCUUCAGAGGCGAAUUGGUGUCGAGUCUGGUGACCAAAACAUGACACAACCCCAAGAGGAAGACACAGAUGGCUCAUGUCUGGAUGAGGGGGAACUUCAUGUCUAUGAUAGUCUCGAGGUAUCAGCACUCAGGCAGAACAAAAACAACGUCCAGCAGCAGAGCAGAGACAAAGAGGUGUCCAGACAGAUCCACUUCGAUGACACCUAUGCAGAAUUGCGCUACAAUCCCAACUGGAGGACUAAUCUUGAGGGAGCUCGACAGUUCGACAGGAUGACCCCACAACUUCCCCUCGAGGAAGAAUCCUACAACUCGGAUGAACAAUCUGAGGAGAGCCAUAGCGAGAGAGGACAGGAGCUUUCAGGGAGUGGAGGACACACAUACAUCUUUUCCCGCAGUCCAGCUCUUGCAGAGAGUAUGACUCCAGAAAUCACAAGUAACGAACUUCAAUCUAAACACCCCCUAACGUCUUACCACCUCCAUCCACUGCAGAAUGAAGUUACCAGAGAGGUUUCACCUGCAUUUUCCUACCACCUUCAUCAGAACCAAGUUAUAGGGGAUAGCUUGCCAGAGUCCACCCACGCAAGUCCUGGUGUGCCAUCUGAAAAAGCCAUGGAAAGAAACCCACACCAGAGAGUCAAGGCCAACCGAGGUGUGAGGAACCCAACCAAUGCCACUGGUGGUGAAAUCCAAGCUAGCUCUCCUGACCUAGAAGACCGUUACAGGGAGACACAUGACAGAUACGAUAGAGCGUUUCAGUUACAGAAUUCGAUGUCCUCUAAAUCAAAUGGUUCACGGCACUUGUCCAGCAGAAAGCCAGACAUACCAAGGGAGGACAUCAUUGAACGCAACAGAGUGACACUGGGGAUCAACACAGCCAAACAGGGCUCGUACCUGAGGGCACAUGUACAACAGAAGGAGAUGAAAUCAGACAGCCCAAAUCAGGUUUGCGAUACUACAGAGGAGAUUACCAUUGGUGGGAACCAGGAGGAGGAAAGCCAAGGGGACAAUUCAGACCCGGAGUUGAGGUGGCUCCAGAAAACCCAGCAACUCAAGGUAACUCAGAUCUCCAAAGAAAAGCAAGCUCAGCAGAGAGUGAAUCCCAAACCCCCCCAAGCCCCCCCCACUGACACCACCAGACCUGCAGCCAGGACCCAGGCUCACUCCCACCCCCACCACUCACCCCACCUCCAGGCACUCAGUGACACAGAUUCCCAGUCUAGCAUACUGGACACCCAGCCACAGCAGCCCCAACACAUCCCCUUAACACAGUCCCCCACCGUCCACCUCAACAUCAACACCUCAUCCAAGCUCCUCGCUUUUAUGCACUGCAGUCACCAGGACACCGUUCUCACCAUACCCAAGCCCUGUAGCGGCCCCAGCCCCCAAAGGAAGCCACAGUCUAUAGACGGGUACAGCCCUAACGCCAAUGUACCGCUUAGGAACACCAUCCUGGUAAACCCUUACUCCCACCCAGGUCCUCACCCCUGUCCCCAAGACCACGGUUCAUUACAGCUGGCUUUGGUUCCACAGGCUGAUGUGUCUCCACUGAGCCCAGGUCGGGGCUCUCGCAGCAGUCAGGGCUUCCCAGGGAUGCCCCCUCUCUGCCAGGGCAGCAGAGAACCACCGCAUCUCUGGCACCAGGAGAACGCCCCAUUGCAGCGUGAAAACCACGUUGUCCUGCAGUAUGAUGAUGAGGAUAGUCACAGGUCUACUUACACCGCCGAGACAAAAUACUCCUCCAGCUCCUACACAGUGCUGCCCCCUAUAGGUAAAACAACGACGGGAGACCCUGAGCUAGGCCGUGACAUAGCUGCACAGAGAUUCACCUUCAUGCAGAGAAGCAGCUCUGAGGCCUACCUGGCACAGAUGAGGAGAGAGAAACAACUGAAAGAGAGAGUCAUUUACAAGGCCUACACCCUGAAGGACUAUAAGCAGCUGAAGCAGGACGUUUAUCUUGGAGGCCUUGGGCCUGAUUACACCAUCACAGAAAUUACAGCCGAGAAAAUGAGACGACAGAAGCUGUAUUCAAAUGUGAUCCGCGAGCAGAACAAGAAGAUAAGUAGGAUUCCCUUUCUGCCAGCCGCCAGGAACCCAGUGGGCAGCAACAACAAGGACAACAUGGUUCCUAGGAGGAAGGCCCUGGAGUACGCCAGGAGCAUCCUGAGGCCCAAGGUAGUGCCCCAAGCCCAGCAGCCCAAGACCAGAGAGCCAGAGAGAGCCCAGGGGGCCCUUAGGGGCAACACUCGCCUCCGGGAGGGCCUCGACCUAUCCCAGCUGGCCACAGUGGAGGCCCUGAGGAAACGGCACGAGCAGGAGAAACAGACUGUGGCCCGCUUCAAUGUGGUGCAUUCCAUCUGACACAGCACCGGCCCAUUCACUUUACAGCACACUGGAGUCACCCUUAAAGCUGACAUGGCCGUUCGACUUUUGAAGAAACUCAGCAUAUGGACUAUAUAGACAAUAUGCAGGAAUAAGCAGGUGAUUAGUGCAGCAAUCAUUCAUUAAUGCUUGUGUCUAUAACUGCAGUUUGAGGUGUUACAGCGUAGCCUGUCUGUUUGUGGUUGAUGACAUAAGCAUUUACUAUAUGAACGUUUUUUUACAACUAGUGAUGCUGUUAAACAUAGCUUGCGUGUUUCUUCAUAUGAUUUGAUGCACUUAAACCAUAGGUAAACAUGGUACUUAUUCAGUACCAUACCGUGACUUACACUAUAGGCAAACAUAGUACUGUAAUCCCAAACCAAGUGGAUUUUUUAGCUUGCAGUUGAUAAUAAGGUAAUAUAUUGAUGUUUGAAUAAUAUGCAAAUGGUUUGUACACAUUUCAGAUAAAUCAUGCUCUGGCUAUUGAUGAUUCCUCAAUUACUUGAAUAUCUCUCUGCUAAAAUUCUUAACCUUACAAUUGCUCAUGAGUCAUGACCUGAGUGCACAUGACCUGAAAAUGUCUAAUACAGUACAGCUGCUCAAGUCAAUUCAGGCAUAACACAUAUGGUUUGUUGUUGUAGUACAAUAUUACACAUAUUAGUACAAUACCACACAUAAUAGUGCAAUAUUACAAUCUGAGAGAACAUGUACACCUAAAGCUUUGUGUAGGUUGUUUGAUGACAAGGAGUAGGCAACUGAGUAAAAAUACUGUCGGUAGACCAUUGGUAAAGACCUAAUGGUCAAUUCUUUUGUAAAUAGUACUGUGUACUCCAUCUGUUUUUCUCUGUUGUUUUUAUAGCACUUGACAUUGAAACAUCCUCUGUAAAUUCAACAAUACGUCAUUAAAUCAAAAAGCUUCCGGUA